AUGGAUGCCUCUCAGCCUCCUCUUCCGCCAUUGCCAUCUCUCUGCGAGAUUGAAACUCGGAUGCAAGUACUGCGCGUCUCUGCUCUUCAAGAGAACCAAACCGGUGAAACACUUUCUCAGCGUGCUGAAUGGUUUUACCAGAGACGCCCUCUCAUCCUCUCACUCUGCGAAGAUCUCUACAAAGGUUACACAACUCUCCUGAACCAUAACAACUACGCCAAACCAGAAAACCCUAAACCUGUUUUCCAAGACAAUGAUUCCGACACUAGUUCCGAAGUUACGAGCAUCUUGUCUUAUCAACAGAUGCAAAUCACCACUUGUGAUAAGCACAAAAUCGAAGAUCUAGUCUCGCAGCUCGUGACUGCGAACACUGAAAUAGCUAUGGCUCAAGACAAGUUGCGCCAGGGAGAAAAAAAAUACCGAGAAGCUACCAAGACGAUCGAGCUGUUAAAGAAGCUUGUGACGUUGCUUGACAUGGAGAAAGAAGUAGCGGUAGAGGAAACCGCGAAUCUCGGAUACAAACUCACUUCACUCCUGGAAGAGAACAGAGAGCUCGCCACCGAAGCGCUGUUCAUGAAAACGGAAGCAGUGAGGCUGGCGAGAUGCGUGCUUAAGAUGAGGGACGAUCAUUUUCACGAGAUGUGUCUUUUACAGAACCAAGUGUACGCGUUGCAGUCGUCGUCAUCGAGAGAGACUGUUUAUGAAAACGAAGCCUCGCCGAAAUGCUUUGGGUUGGAUAAGAGCAAGAGCAAGAAGAGAAAAGUGAGUGAAACAAGAAGUGAACCUGGAGAGAAGAAGAAGAGGAAGUCCAAGUGGUUGAAGAGACUUAAUCCUUUUGUGAAAUGCAGCGUUAGCCCAUCGCCUGGUUUGCUCCAUCGUCCUGCACAAUAA
Raphanus sativus (radish) is the source of this 891-nucleotide messenger RNA. RefSeq names its product kinase-interacting family protein-like. Gene Ontology annotation, molecular function: actin binding. Lineage: Eukaryota; Viridiplantae; Streptophyta; Magnoliopsida; Brassicales; Brassicaceae. The transcript is spliced from 2 exons. The record is from RefSeq and is a predicted model, not a curated record. The coding region runs from base 1 to 891 and encodes 296 amino acids.